This is a messenger RNA of Neomonachus schauinslandi (Hawaiian monk seal), 1922 nucleotides long. It is a transcript of the gene FAM110B, whose product is annotated as family with sequence similarity 110 member B. NCBI's taxonomy places the organism in Eukaryota, Metazoa, Chordata, Mammalia, Carnivora, Phocidae. The transcript has a single exon. The coding region runs from base 1 to 1113 and encodes 370 amino acids. The record is from RefSeq and is a predicted model, not a curated record.
AUGCCCACGGAGACCCUACAGACAGGUAGCAUGGUGAAGCCGGUCAGCCCCGCGGGCACCUUCACCUCGGCGGUCCCCCUGCGCAUCCUCAACAAAGGGCCCGACUACUUUCGCAGGCAGGCCGAGCCCAACCCGAAAAGACUCAGCGCCGUGGAGAGGCUGGAAGCGGACAAGGCCAAGUAUGUCAAGAGUCAGGAGGUCAUCAAUGCCAAGCAGGAGCCCGUGAAGCCGGCCGUGCUGGCCAAGCCCCCCGUGUGCCCGGCCGCCAAGCGCGCCCUGGGCAGCCCCACGCUCCGGGUGUUCGGCAGCCACGCCAAGACCGAGAGUGGCGUGCAGAGGGAGAACCUGAAGCUCGAGAUCCUGAAAAACAUCAUCAACAGCUCCGAAGGCUCCAGCUCGGGCUCGGGGCACAAGCACAGCUCCCGGAACUGGCCGCCCCAACGGCCAGACUCCACCGACCUGCAUCGGCACUCCUUCGCCGAGUCCCUGAAGGUGUACCCCACGCAGGGCCGCGGCAGCCCGCAGGAAGGUGGCUCCCACGUGGGCAGGAGGCUCCUGGAGCAGUCGGCCGAGUCCUUUCUCCAUGUCUCCCACAGCUCCUCGGACAUCCGCAAAGUGACCAGUGUGAAGCCCCUAAAAGCGAUCCCCUGCAGUAGCUCCGCCCCUCCUCUGCCUCCCAAACCCAAGGUCGCGGCCAUGGCCACCGUGAAGUCCCCUGAAGCCGACCCGGUGGAACCAGCCUGCGGAGUCAGCCGGAGACCCUCACUCCAGCGGUCUAAGUCGGACUUAAGUGACAGGUAUUUCCGCGUGGACGCAGACGUGGAGAGGUUCUUCAACUACUGCGGACUGGACCCCGAAGAGCUGGAAAACCUUGGAAUGGAAAACUUUGCAAGGGCUAAUUCCGACAUCAUCUCCCUCAACUUCCGCAGCGCAAGCAUGAUCAGCUCAGACUGCGAACAGUCUCAGGACAGUAACAGUGACCUUAGAAAUGAUGACAGUGCCAAUGACCGGGUGCCAUAUGGCAUUUCUGCCAUCGAAAGAAAUGCUAGGAUCAUCAAGUGGUUAUAUAGCAUCAAACAAGCUAGAGAGUCACAGAAGGUCUCCCAUGUGUAAGACAAAGUGCGUGCAAAGGAGGGAGGGGUGGGUCUCUGUGCAUCCGCAGUCGUGAAGGUUGUGAGGUCUCCUUGAAGUGUUGUGAGCUUCUCCACUCUCUUUGUGUUGCUUGUUGUGCAAUGUUUCCAAGUUGCAUGCCUGUCAACAUGGGGACUGACCUGGCUUCCACGUGAACCAUCGCUGCAGAGCCUGGCUGAACACAACGUCGUCUGCCAAGAGUUUCAGGCCAGAAUCCGAUUAGGGCUUCUAUCUUAAGCAAAACUGUUUACACGAAAAACGGUAUACAACUUCUUCAAUAUUUAUGUGGUUCUUGUGUUUUUAUAUCCCGCGCUCUUGUGUCUUAAUUAAAAGUUUUAUCAACUGGCUUUUAAGUUGAGAGUAGAAUCUUUUUGAAAUAAAAAGCCAAUUUGCCUACGUGUGAGCCCGAAACAAUGGGGAAAAAAUCAGUGGGAUCUGCUACCAAACAGAUACAGUGACUGACCUAAGAUAGAGAACCACGCUGGGUUUUCUGAGGAAGAAAGCGGUGAGCCUGAUGUUAAUCAUUUGCAUAUUGGAAUUCUCCUGCCACUUACUAAAGUGAUGGUUGGGGCAACAGUGCUACGUUUUGUGUCCGAUUAAGUGUGUAAAUGUUGGUGCUUCUGUGUAAUACCCCAAGGAAAGACAAUCAGAAACAAUGAAGGUGAUUAAAUCUAGGAGUUUGGGGGUUGGGGGUUUUGUUGAUGUUGUUCUCUGAUUUGGGUUGAUUCCGAAAUUUCUACUAUUAAUCUUUUGACGGGAAUGGCCAUCCUAAAGCUGAUACUAAAUGUCUU